AUGGUCGUCCUUCACGCCUCGUCCCUUGCGGAAUUCAGCGGCCUGCUGUCGGCAAACACCUACGUGGUCGUUGAUUUCUACGCGGACUGGUGUGGCCCUUGUCACGCCAUCAAGCCCAUCUACGAGUCCCUCUCCAACAAUCACGGCCGGCCCGGCUCCCUUGCCUUUGUCAAGGUCAACGUCGACGCUACUCAGGACGUCGCACGCCGAUAUGGCGUCACGGCCAUGCCGACCUUCAUGUUCUUCGAAAAGGGCCAACCUUACAACGGCGGCCGCAGCGUCGCCCGAGGCGCCGAUCCAAGGACCCUGCAGGCCACCGUCCAGGAGCUGAGCGGGCUUGCCAGGAUGAAGGAGACCGAAGCGGCCGAGGCGGCUGCGAAGACGGCCGAGGCCAACAAGAAGACGGAAGCCGCGGACGUCAAGGAGGCCAAGCCUGAUGACGGUUCCACCGUCUCUGGCGGCUACACCCUCGGCGUCAACACUGGCUUAAGGUCGGACUGGAAAAUGUCCUUGCGGGGAUGA
Molecule: messenger RNA, 522 nt
Organism: Colletotrichum destructivum
Lineage: Eukaryota; Fungi; Ascomycota; Sordariomycetes; Glomerellales; Glomerellaceae
Product: Putative Thioredoxin domain-containing protein
Exons: 1
Coding region: 1-522 (173 amino acids)
Cellular component (GO): cytosol
Molecular function (GO): protein-disulfide reductase activity
Source: RefSeq, a predicted model, not a curated record